GCUAACCAGAUAUAAGUAGAAUCCUUCUUGUAAGCGGUUUUAGUAUUUCAAAAGGUACAACAGUUGAACACAACGGUGAAAAUGGUUAAAAUCAAGAAAGUUUCCGUGAUCAGUAUUGAAAGCCUGAAGAUUACAAGUGCCAAAUUGCAAAAGCACUGGGAAAGCGUUCAUCUCAACGACAACUUCUAUUAUGUCCACAUUCUAUUUUUAUUGGUUGGUCUCAUGCACUUCUUGCCUUACACGUUCUUCGUUACUGCAAAUGCCUAUUGGAUGGACAAGUUCCGGAACACUUCCUCUGACGAUUUGUACGAUGCCUCCAAGAGAACUAACCUCCAAAGCCAUUUUGCGUCUGGAAUAUCCAUAUGUAACAGCAUUCCUAAUUCGAUUGUCGCAAUACUUUCAACAUUAUUCGGUCAUAAGUUGAAACCCAGGUUCAGGGUCAAUUUCACACUGUCUGUUAUGUUUAUCUGCUUCAUCGUGAUGACACUGUUUGUGCAUAUCAAUACAGAUACUUGGCAAACUUUAUUCUUCUGUGUCACAUUUGCAGUCCUUGCAACGUUAAUUGCUGUAAAUGCCGCUCUACAGAUGUCAGUAUUCGUACUGCUGGCAAAGUUUCCACCGUACUUCAUGAAAGUUUACCUCUUUGGUCAAGGUUGCGCAGCUGUGUUUACCUCCUUAUUACAAAUAAUGACCCUAGCUAUAGGAACAACCACUAAAACGUCCGCCCUAAUUUAUUUCGGCAUAGGAUCCAGCGUUAUGGGCUUCACUUUAGUUUUGUUCUACUUCAGCAAAUACAAUGAUUACUACAUGUACUUUGUGAACCAUUUUGAGGAAGAUAUCACUAGGGAUAUGUUAUCUUUUGCGCAAAUAAAAUCUAUAUUAAAGAGUAUUUGGCCUGUCUUGUUUAUGUACGUAUGUUUUGAUUUGGCGAAGAUUCCGCAGACACCCGUGACGUCGCUGGUUGUAUCUGAAAACUAUGGUAGUGGGAGCGAUUGGAAUGAUGUCUAUUUUGUACCGGUGAUAACUUUCUUGUUUGCUGAUAUUUGUACAUUGAUUGGAAGAGUUGUUUGCUCGAUAAGCAAGCCUAUGCCUAUUUCACUGGCAAUGAUUUUUUCGGCAUCCAGGGUUGUAAUAUACAUCCCACUAGUGUUGUUAUGUAACGCACAACCCAGAAACCACCUACCCGUUGUUUUCGGCCACGAUUGGGAGUACGUUAUCAUUGUAGGCACGCUUUCCAUGACUAAUGGAUACUUGUUUAAUCUAGCAUUUUUGAGUAUCAAUCAGAUUAUGGAUCCGGAGAAUGUAGAAGACGGCUACUUAGUAUUCGCUAGUGCCAUCUGUACAAUAGGAGCUUCAAUAUCUCCUUUUUCUGCUCUUUGUGUGGACUUACUCUGAAGGAAAAUAAAAAUCAUGGAGUUCGUCUGUGAUUACAAAAAAAUCCGAUGUACUUGUGUUGUAUUGCCCUUAAAGUAUUGCAUUGUGAUAUUAGAUAUAAUUCAAAUUUUUUAUAAUGACUAGAGGAUCUUAUAAUGAAAUAUUAAAAUGUUAUUUAAAAAAGUCUAAGAAU
Messenger RNA from Anoplophora glabripennis (Asian longhorned beetle), 1567 nucleotides. RefSeq names its product equilibrative nucleoside transporter 3-like. The record is from RefSeq and is a predicted model, not a curated record. The transcript is spliced from 8 exons. Gene Ontology annotation, molecular function: nucleoside transmembrane transporter activity. Gene Ontology annotation, cellular component: plasma membrane. Bases 82 to 1395 code for a protein of 437 amino acids. Gene Ontology annotation, biological process: nucleoside transmembrane transport. Lineage: Eukaryota; Metazoa; Arthropoda; Insecta; Coleoptera; Cerambycidae.